AUGAAGAUGCUGCCCUUUCCAGAAUCCUUCGGUCGUCAGACCUGGGCGUUGACCAAGAAGAACUUCACCCUCAUGGUCAUUCGGUCUCCUUUCUGGACAGCCUUUCGAGCCCUCAUCCUUCCAAUUCUGAUUGUCACACUCCUAUUGGAAAUACCCAACUUGGCAAAGUCCCGCGACGUAUAUGGCACCGGAAGUCCCGCGCCGGUGCGUAGUCUGGCACAGUCUAUGGAUAGUUCGAAGAAACUUGCCAUUGUUCAGCACCCAGAUCUGGCCUCUGAUGCUCAAGACGCACUUAAGAGACUCAUCGAGCCUUUGGACAGCAGCAAGAUCACCAUACUCGAUAACAAGGAUCAGAUCGCCGACUCCUGCAACGUCGACUAUCAUGGAAACUCCAAUUGCCAUGCCGUCAUCACCAUCAACGACUCACCCGGCAGCGGCAGGGUCAACGCGACCUGGAAUUACACUAUACAGGCAGACCCAACGAGGUUUACCAAAAACUUCGACGUCUUCGACCAUGGAGGCAAUUAUGAGGGCUUCUGGGCACCUCUUCAGGUUGCUAUAGACAACGCCCUUACCAACAGCUCGGUCAACCCCGACAUGUUCUCCUUUGUUUAUGGUGACCAAGAGUCGUAUGAUCGACGACAGCGGGAGUCGUUCCUGGAGGCGUCAUACUCAAUUCUGCCGCUGGCCUAUUUCCUCUCUAUGCUAGUGAUGGUUUAUCAUCUGUCGAGUAUGAUGUCGUCUGAGAGGGCGACAGGUCUGUCUCAGCUUGUUGAUGCGAUGGGCGGCGGUUGCGCUUGGCCGCGAGUUUACAGCUAUGUCAUCAUAUUCGACAUACUGUAUCUCCCCGUCUGGAUUAUCAUGGGAUGCUUGUAUUGGUAUUUGCUUGUGCCGACGACAAACCCAGCGAUCACCAUCUUCUGGCAAAUCCUCACCGGCUGGGCGCUGACGAGCUCCUGUGUCUUUGCCACGGCAUUUUUCAAAAGCUCUACUGCUGCCACAUUUUUUGUCUCUGUUAUUUGUUUCUUGGCCGUCAUUCUCACGACAUUUUAUCAGAUGUCGUGGGAUAGCCCCAUGACGCUUGCGCAGGUCAUCCCAAUCUCCCUUUUCUUUCCCAGCGCGAACUACGUUUUCUUCCUCACCUUCAUGGUCCAGUCAGAAUUAUUUGGCAUUCCGACCUAUAUGUCUACUGCACUUGAUGUUUCCCUUGCCCAGGAUGAAACCAGCUCAACCCUUUGGCUCUACCACAGUGGGCCAUAUUUCCUCUGGAUAAUGUUGGUGGUUCAGAUCCUGGUAUACCCCCUGUUAGCCCCCUGGGUAGACAGCUUUUUCCAUGGAAAUAACCGCCGACGCCGUGGGUUUACCAACACCCCAGAAUCCGCUGCUUCGCAUAAUGCUAUUAUGACCACGGACCUUGAGAUGCACUACAAGACAUCGAUCUGGAGGCGAAUAUUCUGUUGCACUCGACAGCGGACUGUAAAAGCCGUGGACGGGUUGAACCUUGUUAGUCAGAAGCGCCAGAUUCUGUGUCUUCUUGGACCAAACGGCAGUGGGAAAACGACAACUUUGGACAUGAUCGCUGGCUUUCAGAAACCAACUGGGGGUUCGAUCAAUAUCAAUUCGUUGCCAUCACAAAUUGGAGUCUGCCCUCAGAAAAACGUUCUGUGGGAUGACCUUACUGUAUACGAACACCUGGUUUUCUGGAACACCGUCAAGAGCGGGACCGACGACGCUGCGACACUAGAGAAACUCAUCACGACGUGCGACUUAUCAAACAAGAGAAACAGUCUCGCGCGGACACUCAGUGGUGGCAUGAAGCGCAAGCUGCAACUGGCAUGUAUGUUGGUUGGCGGAAGCUCCGUCUGCUUGAUGGACGAGGUUACCUCUGGACUCGACCCUAUUUCACGCCGAGUCAUUUGGAACGCCGUGCUUGGCGAAAGAUCCCGGCGCACCAUGGUGUUUACCACCCAUUUCCUCGAUGAGUGUGAGGUCCUUUCAGAUCAUAUUGUUAUCGUCUCUUUGGGCAAAAUGAAGUGCCAAGGCACACCUGCGGAGCUCAAAAACCAGUAUGGUGCUGGCUAUCGAGUACAUUUGCCCAAGACUACAAACAUCUCGCACAUUCAGUACCCGGUGGUUGACCGUGGAGAUCGCUACAUCUGCACCACUCCAGACUCAUCCUCAGCAGCAAGACUUCUCGCAACUCUCAAAGACUCCAAAGACUCGGAAAAUUUCAUCACGGGGCCAACCAUCGAAGACGUCUUUCUGAAAGUUUCCGAAGAGCCUCACGUGUUGAGCGACAACGCUUCCGUAGGCGAGACUGUGCAUUCUAAACCAAGUGCCCCCAACUCUGUUCAAACUCGAGCGCUAAGCCAGAAGAUGAUAUUCCUUGGUCAGGUGCGGGCCCUGUUCGUCAAGCGCCUUAUCAUUCUCCGCUACCAAUGGUGGGUUUAUCUCGCUGUUCUUGCUAUACCUCUCAUUGCGCUUCCUCAGCUCAAGGAUAUUUUGAAAAACUUUGAGCCUGUUCGAUGCGAUGCUCUAAUUGGAGCCCCCUCGUCACCAAGUCCACAGUAUAUCUACAGUCCACAUGACAAAAUUUUCGGGCCUACCUCUGCAAAUGUAUCCAUCGCGGAAGCUAUUACGGAGUCGCGGAAGGCUUUCAGCAACCCCUACUACUAUUGGAUUGGGUCUGCUGUUGUAGUGGACGAUCGAGACAGCUUCCUUCAAUACAUUCAUGAUCAUGGCGUGAAUGUGAGUGCAGGUGGCUUGUACAUCGAUAACGUCACCACGCCUCUUAUUGCGCUGCCUGGAAACUCCGACCAAAUCUCUUUGAUCAAUGUCGCGAACAUGGCUAGGACAGGCACCCCGAUCCACCUUUUGACUGGAACUUUGAAGACUAAGCAACCAUACAGCACUGCCCUACCGCUGUGGCUUUCGUACCUGUUGUUCGACUUGAUGUUUGUCUUGUUGGUAUCGAUCUGCUCCACAGCCAUCAUGGCAGCGCAAGCACCGUUCUGGGGAAUUGGUCACUUCUGGUUUGUGCAGCUGCUUUAUGGUUUAGCGGCUACACUUAUGGCCUACAUCGUAUCCACUUUCGCCUCGACACAGCCAGCUGCACUGGCAUGGACUGCGUUGAUAAUGAUGGUAGAGUUCGUCCUGUCCAUCAUCACCAUGAUCGUCGCUCAGGACAACUUAGCCGGUGACUUGCGGACGAUAGAUGGUACAACCUACGGCCUGGGUCUGAUCUUUCCCAUUCAGAACCUACUCCGGGCAGCAUCUCUCAGCUUAAACCAGUACAUUGUGCGAUGCCGUGGAACUACCGAAAUCACAGACCCCGGUUCAUUUUACGGGUAUGGCGGGCCAAUCUUCCUGCUCAUCGUCCAGAUCAUUGCUUUAGUUCUCCUCCUGACCUGGCUUGACGGUACAAUUUUCACCUUUUCUAGAUCCAAAGCACCGCAACAUGACGAAGCAGUGCUCGGUUCUUCCGGACGUCCAGAUGUUGACGCCGAGACUGCUCGUGUUCAUACUUCACAGGAGGAUCUUCUUCGCAUGGUCAGCGUGUCCAAGAAGUUUGGUAGCACAACCGCUGUCGAGAACGUGUCUUUGGGCUUGCGCGAGGGUGAGAUCCUGGCGCUUCUAGGACCCAAUGGCGCAGGAAAGACCACCAGUAUCAACAUGAUCCGGGGCGAGAUUGUACCAUCUUCUGGACAGGUUUUCCUCGAGGGCGUCAAUGUUCAGAAGAACAAGCGUGUCGCCCAGACCCACCUCGGCGUCUGCCCCCAGUUCGACGCACUUGACAUGCUCACUGUUCAGGAACACCUCGCGUUCUAUGCACGAUGCAAAGGCGUGGCCGACAUCAAGUCAGACGUUGAGUUCGUAUUGGAUCGGAUUGGGUUGACUGCCCACGCAAACAAGCGCGCCUCUAAGCUAUCAGGCGGCCAGAAACGCAAGUUGUCUCUCGGCAUUGCCCUAGUGGGCAACCCACCUGUGCUACUCCUGGAUGAGCCCAGCUCAGCGAUGGACGCGGCAUCGAAGCGCGUCCUCUGGAAAACUCUCGAAGCUGUGGCGCCUGGCCGCAGUGUACUUAUCACCACACAUUCUAUGGAAGAAGCCGAUGCCCUCGCCACUCGUGCCGCUAUCAUUGCCCGCCGUCUGUUGGCCAUCGGUACCACCCAGGAACUGCGCAAGGCUCACAGCAAUGAAUACCAUGUGCACCUGAUCCUGAAGUCAGCACCACUGUCAACACCUGAGGAAAUGCGCCGCGUGGCUGACUGGGUCAUGGAGACAUUUUCUACUGCCGACGUCCAGUUCAAAGGCGAGAACUUGGGUGGCCAGGUUCGAUUCAUCGUACCAACUGAUGCUGUAGUCCCGGUACACACAUCGCAUCAGCAGGGCCUAGCAGACGAUGAGGUCGUUUCACCCUUAUCUCCAAGUGACGCAACCUCGGGCCAGGUCAGGAGCUUUGUCAGAUACCUCAUUGAGACGCUGGAGGCGAACAAGGAGCGCCUCGAUUUGGACUGCUACUCCAUUGGCGCCGCAACCAUGGAGCGGGUGUUCUUGAGUGUGGUCAAGGAGAGCGAUGCCAUUGAGGAGGAAGACGAGAAGAAGUCGGUGUGGAGUAAACUCGGUUUCUCAAGGAAGUGA
Messenger RNA from Neoarthrinium moseri, 4641 nucleotides. RefSeq lists its product as uncharacterized. Gene Ontology annotation, biological process: transmembrane transport; lipid transport. Gene Ontology annotation, molecular function: lipid carrier activity; ABC-type transporter activity; ATP hydrolysis activity. The record is from RefSeq and is a predicted model, not a curated record. The transcript has 3 exons. Gene Ontology annotation, cellular component: intracellular membrane-bounded organelle; membrane. Bases 1 to 4641 code for a protein of 1546 amino acids. NCBI's taxonomy places the organism in Eukaryota, Fungi, Ascomycota, Sordariomycetes, Amphisphaeriales, Apiosporaceae.